AUGAAAUCCCACUCACCUGGCUUAACCUUUCUUGACCUAACUUGCUCGAUCAAGGAGUCCCAGAACUCCUGGUGGGCGGCUCGUGUGGACCCUGAGACCGCCACCGCCGUCACUGCCGUGCGUGUCUUGGGGCGCUGGGACUGCUGCCACGAGCGUUUGGAUGGCUGGGAGGUGAGGGUGGGCUUUGACCCUGACGUGCUUCGAAACCCUCGCUGCGGCACAGUACAAAGUCCAUUGGCUGCGGGCGGACGACGCACCAUACACUGCGGUCAAGCGAUGGUCGGAGACAUGGUGGGAGUGGUCCUACCCAGUGGAGAGCCAUUGACCUUGUGUGAGGUGGAGGUCUUUGGGCCCUAUCGUUGGUAA
Molecule: messenger RNA, 366 nt
Organism: Durusdinium trenchii
Lineage: Eukaryota; Dinophyceae; Suessiales; Symbiodiniaceae
Source: the annotation of a GenBank genome assembly